Misgurnus anguillicaudatus (oriental weatherfish) is the source of this 3936-nucleotide messenger RNA. Its product is annotated as transient receptor potential cation channel subfamily V member 1. Gene Ontology annotation, molecular function: protein binding; calcium channel activity. Lineage: Eukaryota; Metazoa; Chordata; Actinopteri; Cypriniformes; Cobitidae. The record is from RefSeq and is a predicted model, not a curated record. Gene Ontology annotation, biological process: calcium ion import across plasma membrane. Gene Ontology annotation, cellular component: plasma membrane.
CUCUGAAAGAGAGAGAGAGCGAGACAGAGAGAGCUAUUACUCUCAACCUCACUGCGUUCAUGGUAUCAAGCUCCUGAAUGUAUUUCACAAAUCUGGAAACUUCGUCUAACAGAAACUACUAAAUUUAAAUUGAUCCUGAAACUGAUUGCUGUUUGCUUUGAGAUGUGAGACUACGAAGACUUCACUAUGAGUAAAUCAAAAGACAGCAACCCCACAUCUUUCACAAUGGAGACGGAUGACAGGAAGGAUGAAGAGAGGUCAAAAAAAGUGAAGAAAAAGGAUAAGAUGCCCAUGGACACAUAUUUCCGGGAAGAUGCAAUGGAUGACACACCGAGAAUUAAAUUUAACUUACACUUUGAAAAGGGAAUUAGACAUGUGAAAGAGGAACCAGGAAAAAAAGCUGAGGCCUUUACCGUCAAGAAGCUGUUUGAAGCCGUUUCCAGUGGCGAUGUCUCUAAACUGCAGGGUUUACAUGAGUACCUGCACAAAAACUUGAAACAUCUCACCGACUCCCAAUAUAAGCCCAACGGAAAGACAGCCUUGCACAAAGCUCUUUUAAACUUGAAGGAUGGUGAAAACGACACUAUUGAAUAUCUGCUCGACAUUGCAGAGAAGAUGGGAGAUUUGACGAAUUUCAUCAAUGCUGCAUACACAGACAGUUUCUACAAAGGUCAGACAGCUCUACAUGUUGCCAUCGAAAGGAGGAGUGCAAAGUUUGUACACAUGCUGGUUAAGAAAGGUGCUGAUGUCCACGCUAUGGCCUAUGGGAAAUUCUUUCAGCCCAGUGAAGGGAUGUGCUUUUAUUUUGGUGAGUUGCCGUUGUCACUGGCCGCUUGUACUAAUCAGUCAGACAUUGUGGAUUUCCUGAUGGAAAACCCAUAUCAGCCAGUGGAUGUCACUAAAAAGGAUUCGCAUGGAAACAUGGUGCUUCACGCUCUAGUAGCCAUAGCAGAUAACAGCAACGAGAACACAGAGUUUGUCAUUGCCAUGUAUGACCACAUCUUAAGGAAAGUUGCUCAACUCCACCCUAAGACAAAGCUGGAGGAAAUCGAAAACAAUCAGGGAUUCACAUCGAUCAAACUAGCAGCCAAGACCGGAAAAUUUAGGUUGUUUAAGCACAUAGUGCAGCGAGAGUUUAAAGAUUGCAGGCAGCUGUCUCGGAAGAUCACGGAGUGGGCAUAUGGUCCAGUUUGCUCCUCAAUUUAUGAUCUCGACUCCCUGGACAGCUACGAGAAGAACUCUGUGCUGGAGAUUGUUGUUUAUGGCAGCGAGAUUCCUAACCGCCUUGAGAUGCUUCAUAUUGAGCCCCUUAAUAAACUACUUGAAGAGAAGUGGAAUAGAUAUGCUAAAUGGAUUUUCUUCUUCAACUUCAUUGUUUAUCUUGCCUACCUUCUCAGCUUUACAGCAGUAGCUUAUUACCGGCAAGAAGGAAAGAAGCCUCCAUUUCGUUAUGACAAGGAAAGUAGGCACCUGUACUUUACAGGACACAUGAUUAGUGCCAUUGGAGCCCUUUACUUCUUUUUUAGAGGGUUAUUAGAUUUGAUCAGGAAGCAUCAGAGAUUUCAGUGCCUGGGAGACGGAUACUCUGAUCAACUUUUUUUUCUGCAGGCUCUGCUCUUUAUAGUGUGUGCUGUACUGUAUUUUUGUGGUCAAGGGGAAUAUCUGGGCUUUCUGGUUUUGAGUCUUGCUUUGAGCUGGCUAAAUCUACUCUACUUCUCCAGAGGAUCCAAAUUUAUGGGAAUCUACAGUGUCAUGAUACAAAAGAUGAUUAUUGGAGAAAUUAGGAGAUUCAUUGUUGUGUAUAUGGUCUUUCUCAUUGGAUUCUCGGCAGCUGUGGUAACACUUCUUUAUGGUCAUCCAAGACCUGUGGGUGUUCCUUCAAAGGGGCGUUCCUUUUUCAAGCAUUAUAAUACUACUGGAGACUGUGUAAAACCAAAAUAUGAGAAUAUCUCCCGCACCACUCUGGAGUUGUUCAAGUUUGCUAUUGGCAUGGGAGAUCUGGAGUUCACAAAUCAGUAUGAAAACCAGGCAGUGUUCUAUCUGCUGCUAAUCUUGUAUAUAGUGUUGACCUACAUACUGCUGCUAAACAUGCUGAUCGCACUGAUGAAUAAAAGCGUGGAGGAUACACACAAAGAGAGCACCAGUAUCUGGAAACUACAGCGUGCAAUGAGCAUCUUGGACAUGGAGUGGUUUUUUCCUUGUUGUCUUAAAAAUAUGCUGCGCUCAGGGGAAGAAAAAGACCUGGGUGAUGGACUGGAAUCUGAUCGACGAUGGUGCUUCAGUGUGGAGGAAGUUAACUGGAACCAAUGGAACAGAAACCUGUCUAUAAUCAAUGAAGAUCCUGGGGGCUUUUGCACGAGUGUACCUUCCCCAUCUAAACCCAAAAGAGAUAUCAGCCGGCUUGGACUCCUCCCGGUUUUCAGUAAGCGGUGGACACAAAGACAGACACCACGCAGUGAUGCGCACGAGCUCCUCUAGCUGAAGUCUCUACUAGCGCCCUCUGAUGGUCUCAUAACAAACACCGUCACUAAACAGUGUGAAGCCUGGUUUAAGGCUCAUUAUAAGAACAAGCUGUUAAAAGUAUUUAAUCUACUGAAAGUAUAUGUGCAAUCAAAUAAGAUGAAUUUAAUAGUGGGUAAAACACAGGGUCAAUGUUUUUUCACUGAACUUUCAGUGGUCCAGGAAUGACAAGCUUUGGUUGGUAAAUUAUUACCAGUUUGUAAGAGUUUAUGUGCACUACCAUAAGUGUGCAAAUCAUAUUCUGGUAAAGCGAUGAUGUGAUGUAAACAUUUACAAAUGUGUUGUAACCCAUCACACUGCAUACAAUUACAUAAGCUCCAAGUCUUUAACAGAAGGGAAUUUCACCAAUUUAUUGCAAAAAAUUGCACAAUAUGUUUUUAAUUUAAUAUUUUAACAUUCUGAUUUAGCCUAAGCCUACCUAUAAGCAGGGUUGGAAAUGGCAUAAAAUUCACUUUACACAUUACACAUUUUAGAUGACUUCUUAGAAUACAUUUUAUGUUUCCUCCUAUGUUUUCUUGAGUAUUUAAAGAGACACAAGGCAAGUCUGAGUAUUAUUUCUCUACUAGCUCCCCCUAGUGUCUGGGAGUAAAUGCUUUCUAUAUCUGAGAAUUUACGAGACUGAAGGACACCGGGUCGGAUACAGCGAACUUGCAAGUGGGGUAUUCUUCCUACAGACGGUAGGGGCGGGCGAGAAAGUCUUCAUUCGUCAUGUAAUGAGUCAUUUAAACAUAUACCGACUUACGAAGAUGAUUUAUUAACAUAAAAAUGCUGCCUUGUGUCCCUUUAAGUCACACAAACAAUUUAACCAUUUUCAGUUAAUGGAUAUUAAUGAAUAUGCAUUUGAAAAUUCUGAUGUGUUAAGUGACAAGCUUGAUGAUGCCAUUUUAAAAUAAUAGUUGCAAUAAAAAACUCAUUAUGUGGAGUAAUCUUUAAAUGCUAUUAAAUAUAAUUUCUUUUCAAAUCCACCAUUUCAAAAAUUCCAACCAGAACGAAAGUCUCUCUCUGUACUCCGUCCGCCCAUUUCCAGCCCUGCCUCAGUUCCACUACAGCCCACUGUUUGGUUAGAUGUGAAAUACGUUUGUAUAUGUCGACCUCUUGUGGUACCGCUUGGUGUUUCUCAUGAAUGUCAAAGAGGAUGUUACAGAUAAUAUUUAGCAUCACUGUUUUCUGGUCAGCUCACAGAAAGACUGUUAUAUACUAGUCAACAUUUGAAGUGGAUCAAAAACAUUCAUCAAAGUUGUCCUAAGACAAGAACGGGUAUUGGGUAUUGGUUUUAAGACAACUUUUAGGAAUGGUUUUGAUCCACUUCAAAUGUUGACUAGUGUAUAUCUGUCUAGUUGCAUUCUUACUACCACUACAUUGUAAAGUGUUUACGCCAGGGCUUUUAUACUGGCCAUUAAAGUUCAGUGUUCAUUA